Messenger RNA from Melospiza melodia melodia, 2532 nucleotides. RefSeq names its product spindle and centriole associated protein 1 (gene SPICE1). Lineage: Eukaryota; Metazoa; Chordata; Aves; Passeriformes; Passerellidae. The coding region runs from base 21 to 2459 and encodes 812 amino acids. Gene Ontology annotation, cellular component: centriole; spindle; centrosome. Gene Ontology annotation, biological process: regulation of centriole replication; mitotic spindle assembly; metaphase chromosome alignment. The transcript is spliced from 17 exons. The record is from RefSeq and is a predicted model, not a curated record.
CGCCCCUUCCCGCGGCCGCGAUGUCGCUGCUCCGCGGGCCGCGGCCCCGCACCGCCGGCAGGAAGGGCCCCAGAAAGGCGGCAGCAGCCCGGCGGGACUGGGAUAGUACCGUCCAUGAUUUGACAGUGCACCGUGCAACUCCUGAGGAUAUUCUCCGUCGCCGUGAAAUACACAAAUCAAAAAACAAAGCAUUGGCACAUCUGGAACUCCAAGAGAAAGCACUGAACAGAAAAUGGAAGAAGCAAAGGCAACUGGAUGUGGAUUCCUUUGAGAGAAGGAAAUUGGCUCUGAUGCGUGAGAUCCUGUCUGAUCAGUACCAUUUGCAAGAUGUAUUGGAGCGAUCUGGUCAGGCUGUGGCUGUGGCAAAAGACUUGCUUGAGGAUGCUCCUCGCACACGAACAGGUUUUCCUAAUGUAACAAUGGCUCCUAACUGUGACCUAGAAUCAUCUCAAGGACCCAUUGUACAAAAAAGUCGUCCUCCCAGUCAGCUUUCCAUCCUUAAUGAGUCUGUCAUGGAUUCCCAGCCUCUUGAUGAAGAUGAGGAGGAAGCAUUAUCAGAAGAUGGACACCAUGAUGUGUUUGGUUUCAAAUCCAGGAUCAGUUCUGACAGGCUGCUUCGGUUGUUGAGAAAAGAAAAUUCCUUGGUGAAUUCUCCGUUGUGGGCUGAAAAGGGUGUGAGAAAAACCACCUUAUCACAGGAAUCAAAUGUGCCUCGGACUCCAACAACUGUUUCCCCUUCAUUGGACCAGUCAGCCCUCAAUGCUACCAGUGUAAUCAAGAGAACCCAUUCAAGACUUCGGAAUGAAGAUGAAGAAGAGUCUGUAGACUCCAUUGACACUGUGAGACAAGUGCUGAACCCUAACUCAAGGAAACAAAAGCAAAUUGCAGCAAAGAUGAAAAGAAAGCAAGCUGAACAGAACUCUGCAAGACAAAAGAGAGGUGAUUCUCCAGCUAAUUUAAUCCAGACUGACCUUCAGAGGGACAGCAAAUCCAGCCUAGAUGUUCUCAGCCACAUGAUCCAGGAAGUAGAGCAUGAACUGGAGGAAUAUGAGCGAUGUACAGGUCGUGAGGUCCCAAAGAAAGAGAGGAGUGAGGGCCUGUCUGGGUUCACUCUGUCCCUGGUGAACGCUCUCUGUCGCUUGAUGCGCUACCUCAAGGAGGCUGAAAUGCAGCUGCAUGAGAAAGAGAUGAUUAGGCAGCAGCAGAAGGAGAUGUUGGAUGAACACAGAGAACUGAUUGAUGCUCUGACUGCUGAGGUUCUUCAAGUAAGGGAAGAAAACAUGACUAUGCAGAAGAAGCUUCAGCAAUACAUGACAGUAACAGAUGAAAAGCUGAUGUGUCUCACACAAGCAUUUAAAGGCCUCCCUUUGGUAGAACCUGAAAGAGAACAAAGUUCAAAACAUUUGGGAAUUGCAAGCAGAGGCCCAGCAAACAGCCAGGAAAAACCUGAUAUGACCUACCCUGAGCCCAGGACUGAAGUAGGCAAUAGGGAAAAUAUGCUGAAAUUUCCACAGGAAGAACUUCCUUUCACAUUUCACCCAGGGCCAGAUGCCUUAAGUGAUAUGAGACCUGGUAGAAGCUUCCCAGCUCGCAUCUUCCAGCCAGCUGUGCUGUUGUCCCCACCACAGCAGAAAAGCAGUGAGGAAUUGUUUCAUUUCCAGAAUGUGUUGGCAGCCCUUUCCCAGUCUACUGAAAGAGAGCCAUGCAAGGAAAGGAGCUUGCCUUCCUCCCUGAGGACACAGAGCACAGCUGAGGAGAACUGCCCCAUCUCUCAAAGGCAACCAGUUCCUCCUGCAGACAAAAACUUGGAGAGUUCCCAUGAGAAAACCAAUCUGUCCUGCCCAGGUGACACUGGAAAAAACAGCACAGCUGAAGAGUUCCUUCGAAAUGGUGAUCUGCUGGGACAGAUAGCUGAGCUCUCACGGCAGAAUGCUCUAAUUAAAGCUCAACUGAGCAAAUUCAGAGGUGUCCCUGGAGACAAAAGUGAUUGUCUGCAUCAGCAAGGCCUGACACAAAAUGCAGAUCCUAGCCCAGGCUCUUCACAAGGACAGAGUCAUCUCAUGGUAUCAAGGAGCUUGGAGGAAAGGAUAGCGGAGCUGAAUCGCCAGAGUACAGAAGCACGGGAUAAGCUGUUGCAGUUGAUAGACCAGCAGAAAUCAGCUGCUGCUGACAUGGUCCCUCCAAUGCUGUCUCCUGUUCCACCCCCGUCCCUGAAUUACACUGAAAAUGCAGGGAGGACAGUUGAAGCCUCUGUUCCCAUGACAGUGGCUAUGGACAGCUCCAAGGAUGACAGUGUUCCCCGUGCCAGUAUGACCAGUAUAAGAAGGACUGUAGGAGACUCCAGCAAACCUUUAAGUGCAACAUCAGAAAGUGCCAAAUUAACUUCUGUCAGCCAAAGACCAAAGGUAGAAAAGCAAAAAGAAGAAGGAUGGUUUGCAUUGUCAAUGCACGUUAUGUAAAGGAAGCUGAGCUCAAGUCCUGUAUUUUUUAAAUAUUUUUUAUUAACUACAAAUAAAUCACAAUCUCUCUACA